Rattus norvegicus (Norway rat) is the source of this 2071-nucleotide messenger RNA. RefSeq names its product DMRT-like family C1b (gene Dmrtc1b). The record is from RefSeq and is a predicted model, not a curated record. Lineage: Eukaryota; Metazoa; Chordata; Mammalia; Rodentia; Muridae.
ACGUCCGCGGUAGAGGUGGCACCCAGGGCCUGCGGGUCUCAGAGGCCCCCUGGCCUCCUUCUGCUCUCCUCCUUGCCCAGGAAACCCCGCGGGGGCGCCUGCAGCGGGGACGCUAAGUGCUCCCCGAGCCCCGAGAGCACUUCUUCUGAGGCACGUAGCCCCCGCCCAGGCGCUUCUGCGAGCUCCUUUGUGGACCCCACAAGCCCCUAGGGGUUCCCCCGCCGAGCACCCCGCGGGCCCCACCACCCCUGGCGCGCAUGCCCAGAGGCCCCGGGAGCUAGAAAGUAGCUGAGCUGCUGCUGGCGCAGUACCUGCUGGUUAAGAACGCGAAGACGGUGUGGAUCAAAAGGGCAGACAUGCUGAAGUGUGUCAUCCUAAAGGUGCAGGAGCUUCUUCCCCGAGAUUGUCAAGAGAGCCUCUGACCUCCCCGAGUUAGUCUUUGGGUCUAGGUGAAGGAACUUGGCCCUCCAGAGCACUCCUAUGUCCCGCACAGGAAAACCAAAAAUCCAUCCUGCCCUGCCUCUGGGGCAUGACAGGCGACAGGGGCACGCCAAAGACUGGCCUUCAGAUGAGUAUCCCGGACUUGAUCUUCGUGCAGGCCAGCUGUGUCCCAGAGGAGGUGUCCUGGGAGGUGUGGAGGGUGUGGAGGUAUGCUCGCCCCAAAGCAUCCCGUCCUUGGGGAGCCGUCACAAAACGCACCACCAGAGCUUGUGUGCAGCACAAGCAUCUGGUGCACAGAGGGGAACAGCAUGGGCUCUUGCCUGCUGGGAGUGCCCCAAAGAAGGAGCAGGGUACACGACUGAAGAGGUCCCUGGAUCAAGGAGUGAUACAGAAUAUGGCCGUUCCACCUAAAUUUCACAAGCAUGCCAAGAGGUUGGCUGUUGAAGCAGAAAAACGCAAUGGGAAGGAGAGCAGUGUGCGCAAGCAUGAGGCCAGGCCCCACAAAACCCCACGGGAGGGAAGUUCUCAUGGCACUCUGAUGAGCAACAAGCCACGCGAACAUGCCAUUCUGUCCUAUACUCCAGUGACUUGGCAGCAGCAAUCUGUGAUUUCUUUUCCUGCUGAGCAGCACCAUUCCUUUGUCAGGCCCAAAAGAUACUCAAGUGUGAUCGUGCAAAACCGUGCCAUCUCUGGGCCUCUUCUACUGCAGCCACAGGUCCCUAAUGUCAACAAGCAGGAUUCUGUUGCUGCUGCCUUAGAGUGGCAGAGGAAGCUGGAGGCUGCUGAGGCUCUGUUGGCUCUGAGGGACACUCCUCUGCCUCCUCCUAACUUUGCCUCUCUACAACCGCUUGGCAACAUGCCAAAUAGCUAUCUUCCUGAACAUGGACCACAAGGUUCUGAUGGAGAGAAGGGGCUGCAGCCUCGUAGCCGCCACCUACCACGCUCAAGGGCUGCCAACUCCGUCUCUCUUACUGGAAGUCUGGAGUGCAUGUCCUUCUUCACCUAAGAGACCAGAGGGGGAGGUCUCACUACAGCACUGCCUAUUUAGUAUCUUGUUUCAUCUAAAGGAACAAGUGUUUUUAAAUAUUUUUAUUUUUUGCAAUGAGAUCUCACACAGCGAGCCUGGACUUGGAUUCAGUACACAGCUGACGAUGAUUUUGAACUCCUGAUUUUUUUCUCCACCUCCCAAGUGCUCAGAUUAUAGGCAUGUUUUACCAUGCCUGGCUUUCUAAAAAUUAUCAUUAAGUUUUCAGGAGUUUUGUAAGCUUCCAGACCCUUUUAUGGUAUAGGGCAUUUACUUGAGUAAGGUUUGAGGUUGCACAUCUCUCUCUCUCUCUCUCUCUCUCUCUCUCUCUCUCUCUCUCUCUCUCUCUCUCUCUCUCUCUCUCUGUUAUUCCUUUGGAAUAAUUGCAUUCUGUGGCUCGUAGAGAAAAAAAAACAGUAUUGUGUGCUCUAAUGUGACCAAUCACUGGGAUUCCGAGUGGGCUCGGAUGCCAGCAUUUUCAUUUGUCCUGUGAUUGUUCACUCGCUGGCACACCAUGUAAUCAUUCAUGUGGAAUCACGAAGACUUUCCAAUGUGUCCAGGCAUGUGUAGAGGGGCAAAUAAUAAACAUGUGCUGUAGGCUCUGAA